ACGACGCGGGACUGUGUUCUGUGGUAACAGACGAGGCAAUGGCGGGUAUUUCCAUGCGACAUCUGUGAGUUCUGUGAAUCGUUUUCAGUCUGUGUGUGUAUAAGAGGGCUAUGAUGGCACACCUGAGGUUAUGGAGUGUGUUGCUGCUGAUCCUGUGGUACCAUCACCACACCCGAGCUGCUAAACUCAACAUCCCCAAAGUCCUGCUGCCUCUGGCCAGGUCCACCAAGAUCAACUUCACGCUGGAGGCCACUGAAGGAUGUUACAGAUGGUCGUCGAACAGGCCGGAGGUGGCGAGCGUCGAAGCUCUAGGCGUGGACGAGCGCCAGUGUUCUCAGAGAGCCGUGCUCCAGGCUCGAUCCACUCAGCCGUCCAGACUCACCAGCAUCAUCCUAGCCGAGGAUAUCCUGACGGGUCAGGUGCUGCGCUGCGACGCCAUCGUGGACAUCAUCAGCGAGAUCCAGGUCGUAUCCACCACCAGGGAGCUUCACCUGGAGGACUCGCCUCUGGAGCUGACCAUCCACGCGCUGGACUCGGAGGGGAACACGUUCAGCACGCUGGCCGGUCUGGUGUUCGACUGGAGCCUCGUGAAGGGAACAGAAAUGGCCAGUUUUCCUGAUUCCUACAACGCAUUACGAGUCCUCAGGUUCUCCGAGUCCACCUACACGCCGCCGGGGUACAUCUCCGAGAUGGAGCGAGUGGGAAAGCAGGGCGAUUUCAUCCUGGUGUCGGGGAUUAAGAUCGGCCACGCCAAACUGAAAGCCAAAAUCCAGGAGCCUCUGUACACGCACGUCGGAGCCGCUGAGGUGAAGCUGCUGAUCCUGGAGAACAUCCUGCUGAGCCCCGCUUACGACGUCUACCUGCUGGCCGGCACCUCCAUCAGAUACAGGGUCCAGAAAAUCCGCCAGGGGAAGAUCGCAGAGCUGUCCAUGCCAUGCGAUCAGUACGAGCUGCAGUUGAAGAACAGCGUGGUCCUUCCCGGAGGACCCUCGCGGUCGUCUGUAGCCGAGCUCGAUCAGAGAACCUCCGUCGUCCACGCCCUCCAGCAGGGCCACACCAACGUGGUCCUGGAUCACAAGAGUCUGGAUAUGAAGGGCGCGUCACGCCUGCCGAACAGCACUCUGUACGUUGUGGAGCCUGGAUACUUGGGGUUUAAGAUCAGUCCUGGAGACCGCUGGGUUCUGGAGACCGGGCGCACCUACGAGAUCUUCAUCGAAGUCUACGACAAGUCCAGUAACAGGAUUCAUAUAUCGGAUAACGUGCGGAUCGAAGCCGUCUUCCCUAAGGAGUACUUUGAAAUGGGGGUUUCGUCCCUGAACGGAUCCUACCACCACGUGAAAGCUGUGAAAAAUGGCCAGGCGCUGAUCGAAGGCUUCCUGAAGUCUGUCGUCGACCAGGCGGGAGCCGUGCACGAGCUUCCUUUCCCGGUACGGAACGAGCAGGACGUGGAGAUCUACAACCCCAUCGUGCUCACUCCGGCCAUCCUCACCUUUCCAUGGCAGCCUAAGGAGGGAGCGUAUCAGUACACCAUCCAGGCGAGCAGAGGGAGCGGAAACUUCAGCUGGUCUUCGUCCAACACCGCUGUGGCUACCGUCACGGUGAAGGGGCUGAUGGCGACCGUCCGGGACAUCGGCGUGAGCACCGUCUACGCUCACGACCUGCGCAAUCCACUGCAUUACGGGGAAAUGAAGGUGUACGUGAUCGAGCCGGUCAGGAUGGAGUUCGCUCCCUGUGUGGUGGAGGCGCGGCUGAACCUGGCUCUGGAGCUCCCGCUGCGCAUCUUCGGCCAGCUGAGCCUGGAGGACGGGGAGAAGGUCACGCUGAGCGACUGCUCGCACUUCGACCUGCAGGUCACCAUGGAGAACCAGGGCGUGUUUCAGCUGCUGGAGGGCCGAUUACCUCCGGGCACCGAGCACUGCAGUGGUGUCCGGUUACAGGCCAUGACUCCGGGUUACACCAACCUGCUGGUCAGCUACACUCACGGCAACGUUCACCUGAGCGCAAAGAUCACCAUCGCCGCCUACCCUCCCCUCCGCGCCGUUGACCCUGUAUCGGCCGCUCUGGUCACUCUGGGCUCCUCUAAAGACAUGCUGUUCGAGGGAGGACCGAAGCCGUGGAUCCUCGAACCCUCGAAAUUCUUCGUGAACCUGACGGCCGAGGACACGGGCAGCGUCACGCUGACCCUGACCGGUCCGGCCUCGCGCAACCACUUCACGCACCAAGUGAGAGCCGCCUGCAGGGCGCUCGGGGAACAGGUGUUGGCCGUGACCGUGGGUAAUCGACCCACGCUCACAAACCCCUUCCCGGUCGUGGAACCGGUGGUGGUGAAGUUCAUCUGCGCUCCUCCGUCACGUCUGGCGCUUGUGCCCGUCUAUACCGACGCCAAGCUCGACCUGUCCUGCCCCCUGCUUCAGCAGAACAAGCAAGUGGUUCCCGUGUCUAACUACCGGAAUCCCGAGCUGGACCUGGCGGCCUUCGACCAGCAGGGCAGGAAGUUCGAUAACUUCAGCUCUCUGAGCGUGUUGUGGGAAUCGUCCAAGGCGGCGCUGGCGAGCAUCGAGCCCGCCCGACCCAUGGAGCUGUACCUGAACGAGGACGCCAACAAGCAGACGAAGAUGCACGGUCGUCAGACGGUGGUGGUGCAUCACGAGUCGGGGCUCGCGGCCGUCACGGUCAGCGCCGUGGGAUACCAGGCGUCUCACCUGGAGACAGCACUUGUUCUACUUGGAUUUGAGCCUCUGACCGCGGUCUCUGCUACUCUGGACUUGUUGCUGGUGGAGGACGUAACGGUGAACCCGCAGUCUGUCUCCAUAUACAACCACCCUGACGUUCGGGCGGACCUGACGCUGCGCCAGGGUUCGGGGUAUUUCUUCGUCAACACGAGCGCGAAGGGAAUCGCCGAUGUGACGUUUCGGGAGAAUCAGGGAACGGCCGAGGUGGUGCCGGUAUGCCCGGGCGUCCUGCGGGUGAUGGUUCACGACCUGUGCUUGACGUUCCCGGCCCCCGCCACAGCGACGGUGCACGUGUCGGACAUCCUGGAGGUUUACGUCCGUGUGGUGGAUAAGGUGGAGAUCGGAAAGUCCGUCAGAGCGUACGUUCGAGUUCUGGACGAUAACCGGGUGCCCUUCCUCGCCAAAUUCUUCCCUCACAUGAACCUGAAACUCAAUGCAGCGUCGACCAUCGUGUCCUUGCAACCUCUGUCGGAGCACUCGGAGAAGGACACGGCCACGUUCAUGGUGAAGGGACUGGUGAUCGGACAGACCAUCGUGUCUGCAGUCGUGACCGACAAGAACGGGAGGAUUAUAACGUCUGCGCCUCAGCAAAUCGAAGUUUUUCCACCUUUCAGGCUUCUACCAAGAAAAGUCACGCUGAUUAUCGGUGCAGCCAUGCAGAUCACGUCGGAGGGAGGCCCGCAGCCCCAGUCCAACAUCCUCUUCACGCCCAGCGACGCCAACGUAGCGUCCAUCAACGGCAGCGGCCUGGUCUGGGGUCUCGCCGUCGGCAACAUGACCGUCACCGGAGUCGUACGGGCUAUCGACACGGAGAGCGGCAAGCUGGUGGUCAUCUCGAAGGAUCAAGUGGAGGUCGAGGUCAUCCAGCUGAAGGCCAUCCGAAUCCGAGCACCCAUCACCAGAAUGAAGUUGGGCACCAUGAUGCCGGUGUACGUGAUGGGUCUGACCAGCAGCGAGACUCCGUUCUCUUUCGGGAACGCUCUCCCGGGACUCACUUUCCACUGGAGCGUGACCAAGAGGGACAUCCUGGAUGUUCACACUCGGCACUCGGAGGCCUCCGUGAAACUCGGCGACGAGCACAACUUUGCCAUGAGCGUGUCUGGUCGGAGCAAAGGCCGUACGGGGCUGAAGGUGGUGGUGAGGGCUACCGUGCCUGACGCUGGACAUUUGGCUGGAAACAAGCUGGAGCUGACCGAUGAGAUCCAAAUCCAGGUUUAUGAGAAACUGCAGAUGCUGAACCCUGAGGUGCAGGCUGAGGAGCUUCUGAUGUCCCCGAACUCCUUAUUAAAGCUCCAGACCAACCGGGAUGGGUUGGGUACGCUGUCGUAUCGGGUGCUGGACUGCCCGGAUAAAGCUCCCCUCAUCCACGUGGACGAUCAGGGUCAUCUAACGUCGGGCUCUCUGACUGGCACAGCCUCUCUUCAGAUCUGCGCUCGGGAGAGCUUCGGCGUGAACCAAACCAUCAUCCUCGCCGUUAAGGUGGUCACCGUGUCGUAUCUGAGGCUGAGCACCGGUCCGGUCUUCCACACGGCUAACAAGGACGGCCUGUCGGGCAUCCCGCUGGGCGCGGUGCUCACCUUUACCGUUCACUUCCACGACAGCAGCGGAGAAGCUCUGCACGGACACAACUCUCACCUGACCUUCAGCACCAACAGGGACGACUUGGUGCAGGUGGGUAAGGACUUAAAUAACGGCUCCCUCACCGUCAGGACCGUGAACGUCGGACUGACUCUGUUGAGCGUGUGGGACUCGGAGCAGUCCGGCCUGGUGGAUUACGUCGCUCUGCCGGUCCGGCACGCCAUCCGGCCGGUCGACGCCCACAGCCUGGUGCCCGCCGACGUCGUGUGCUUUUCAGCGCAGCUCCUCAGCCCUGACGGACUCCCGGGCACCUGGAGCUCUUCGUCCAGCUCGAUUCUGGAGAUCCAUCCCAGAACGGGCGUGGCUGUAGCCAGGGACGUGGGCACGGUCACCGUUUACUACGAGAUACCGGGACAACUGCGCACCUACAGAGAGGUGGUCGUCAGCGGUGUGUCCAGGACGGCCGCCAUGGUUCCCUCAGGUACUGCGAGGAACGACAGGGAGACCAAAGUGUUGCUGACCACCCGAACACAAGGAACCAACCUCAUAGGUGCAGAUAGCUGCUCGUCCGCGCAGUUGGAAUCUGUCGCUUCGAUGCACCCUGAAAAGUCCAUCAGCUGCCGCCUGCGCUUCACCAGCAGCGCCGUCGACUUCUCGGCCCACGACGUCUACCACACUCACACCAGCUUCGAUGCGGCUACAGGUCUGUACAGCUGUGCGCUGACCCUCGGCCCGAUAAGCGAGCAGCAGAUCCGGGUCCUGAGCGCCUCCGCGAGCACCGUGCUGGUGGAGGCGGGCGUGGAGGGGAGCCGUCUCUCGGGGGAGCGCGUCGGCGUCGAGGUGCAGGUCAACCCGGGCUUCUACUGCGACAAGACGCACAUCGUUCUGAGCGUCCAGAACGCCGUGGCGGACCUGACCGUGUACGGGGCGUCGACUCUGCUCCAGCACCUGGAGGUGACGUCGAGCUCGUCCUCUAUAGACGUGCAGGAGGAGGAGGUCUCUCGCACCUAUCCCAGCUUCGUCAGAUACGCCGUCUCCCUGGUGAACCCGCGAGACGUCACGUCCGCCACCCUGACCGUCACCAGCUCGGCCAUCGAGCAGCAGCUCCUGGUUCCUGUGACGGUCAUACACGAGGCCAAAGGGAGUUCAGUGGAGAAUGAGGGUGCUGGUAUUCUGCAGCAGUUUAUGGACUCCUACCAGGUGAUGUUCUUCACCCUGUUCGCUCUGCUGGCCGGUACAGCCGUUAUUGUGAUCGUGUGCCAUGCUGUCUUCUCUCCUAGAGAUCAUCAAGUUGGUCCAGCCUUCAUCCAGAGAUCUCCACCAUCACCAGCCACGCCCAUCGGGACUCAUUACAACCACAGGAUCAACUUGGGCAUGAGAGCGAGUCCGAACCUGCACCUUUUCUCUCCCUCUUUUUUUACAGACUUGACUUGUCUUGCCUGUGUGUGUGUGUGCGUGUGUGUGUGUGUGUGUGUGCUUCGUAAUAGCGUCAGCGCUCUAUAGAAAUUCGUUGCAAUGCAAAUCUGAAGCCGAAAGUCGGAGACUGAUGACCGCUACGCCUCGCUUGGUUUAUUUAGCUAGUUUAAAUGCAUUUUGUUUGAACGUGUACGUGGGUGCGAUUUAUGAUUAUAUUUAUAAUAGCAGCUUGUUUUAUAAUUAGGCAUUUUUUAUUAUAAUCGAUUGAACAUGUGAAUUUUUCAAACUCAGGAUGAAUCUUCCUCACGUCCAGCCGUUGGAAAUGUAGCGCCGAACGUGGUGAAUAGUGAUGCCACUGAAUCACUUCUGUUGCUCGAACGUUAACGUGGCGUUAAUGCAGAUUUUUGUUUGAGUUAGUGAACGUGUUUCUACUGUUUCUGUUGAAGACCAGAAAUCCCUCGGUGCGCCUCUUGUGAGCCAGUGUGCAGCUUCUCACCAGCGCUGGUGAAUUAAUUAUUCUGAGCUAAUUCUUGAGUCCGAAUCUGCUGCUAAGAGUUACUUUUAUUUUAUUGAUUGUCAAAACUGACAUUAUUUAUGAUUUCCUCUUUUAACGACUGUUAAUCAAACAAGAACUUCAGGUUUAAUGAUCCCUAUGUUAUAACACCGGCCAGGUACAAAGUGUUGCAUUUUUCCCCAUUUCCUCCCAAUUUAGUCGUAUCCAGUUCCCCAGACACGCCCCCUACCGAACGUCUCUUUUCACCUGCGUCAGACGGGUUCAUAUAACGAUCGCAUAUCGCGUACAGAGAGUCGAACAUUGAUCAGCCAGCAGAGGGCGUAAUUGCAGGAUGUGCAUUUACAUUUUCAGCAUUUAGCAGACGCUUUUAUUCAAAGCGUGCUGUGACGGUAUACUGUCUAAGCAAUUGAGGAUUGAGGGCCUUGCUCAAGGGCCCAACAGUGGCAGCCUGGCAGUUGUGGGGCUUGAAUCAGCGACCUUGUGGUUACUAACCACUUAAGCUACAACUGCCCAACUGGGGUGGCAUGGUGUCUAAGUGGGUAGCACUGUCGCCUCAUAGCAAGAGGGUCCUGGGUUCGAGCCCCAGGCGGGGCGGUCCGGGUUCUUUCUGUGUGCAGUUUGCAUGUUCUCCCCGUGUCCGCGUGGGUUUGCUCCGGUUUCCUCCCACAGUCCAGAGACGUGCAAGUGAGGUGAAUUGGAGAUACUAAAUUGUCCAUGACUGCUCGAUGAAACCUUGAGAACUGAUGAACCUUGUGUAACGAGUAACGACCGUUCCUGUCAUGAAGGUAACCAGAGUGUAAAACAUGACGUUAAAAUCCUAAUAAACAAACAUUACUGCCCAACUGCAGCAUCAAUGAGGAAACCCUCCGACCCUUCCACUCUGUAACUCUGGUGUGUAAGUGUGCUUUUAGAAGCUUAAAGUAAAAUGUUGGACAGACUGUUCCAUGUGAUCCCUGUAAACGGGCACCAGGGGGUGUUGAAAGCAGCUGGGAGUGUAUGUGAGUUAAAUUUAGCCCCUCGUAUCGCCUUCAGAUUAAAAAAGUGCAUUAUUUAAUAAGCUGGAGGGUUUAUUUAAUAAAAGAGGUUUGAGAAGCGUUCAUUACAAUAAUCCUGUGGAAUCGUUACUGUUAUAUAAUAAAAGCAGCUCUUUACAGCAGAUUCAGAAUUUUCUACCUUGGUGUUAAUGAAGCACUGAUUUUCAUUUUGUCUCAUUU
This is a messenger RNA of Trichomycterus rosablanca, 7454 nucleotides long. It is a transcript of the gene nup210, whose product is annotated as nucleoporin 210. The coding region runs from base 111 to 5813 and encodes 1900 amino acids. Gene Ontology annotation, cellular component: nuclear pore. The transcript has 41 exons. Lineage: Eukaryota; Metazoa; Chordata; Actinopteri; Siluriformes; Trichomycteridae. The record is from RefSeq and is a predicted model, not a curated record.